GCAGUCGGACUCCACCCCUCCGCGCCGGCCGCCUGUCCUGUACUAUGACUCGCGCUGGGUGUGGGGUUCUGGCGGCCGGGAGGCAGUCGUCGGCGCCGCGGCCGUUGCAGACGGCUACCUGCUUGCCGGCUGAGGAGAAAGAAGCAACUAAUAAAACAGUGCUACCAAGGAUUGUUCAAUAUGCAGUUUGCAUGAUGUCCAUGGUGACAUUGAAAAUGAAUUCCUUAUUUUCACCAGAUAUUCUUAUAUGAGAAGAUCCACCCCAAACACUCUAAAUAUUUUUUCUUCUGUUGGACCAGCAUGGCAGGAUUCAAGCGAGGGUAUGAUGGGAAGAUUGCUGGAUUGUAUGAUCUGGAUAAAACCUUGGGUCGAGGUCAUUUUGCAGUGGUUAAACUUGCCAGGCAUGUCUUCACAGGUGAAAAAGUGGCAGUAAAAGUUAUUGAUAAGACAAAAUUGGACACUCUAGCUACUGGUCAUCUUUUCCAAGAAGUGAGAUGCAUGAAGCUAGUGCAGCAUCCCAACAUUGUGCGCUUGUAUGAAGUCAUUGACACCCAGACCAAACUCUAUCUUAUUCUAGAACUUGGAGAUGGAGGAGAUAUGUUUGAUUACAUAAUGAAACAUGAGGAGGGACUUAAUGAAGACUUGGCCAAGAAGUACUUUGCUCAGAUAGUUCAUGCUAUAUCUUAUUGCCAUAAACUCCAUGUGGUUCACAGAGACUUAAAGCCAGAGAAUGUGGUCUUCUUUGAAAAACAAGGUCUUGUAAAGCUGACAGACUUUGGUUUCAGCAACAAAUUUCAACCAGGAAAGAAGCUGACUACAAGCUGUGGAUCUCUUGCAUAUUCUGCUCCAGAAAUUCUGCUUGGUGAUGAGUAUGACGCACCUGCAGUAGAUAUAUGGAGUCUGGGAGUGAUCCUCUUCAUGUUGGUCUGUGGGCAACCACCUUUUCAAGAGGCCAAUGACAGUGAAACAUUGACAAUGAUCAUGGAUUGCAAAUACACAGUCCCAUCCCAUGUGUCUAAAGAAUGUAAAGACCUGAUCACACGGAUGCUACAGAGAGAUCCCAAGAGGAGGGCCUCUUUAGAAGAGAUCGAAAAACAUCCUUGGCUUCAGGGAGUGGACCCUUCACCAGCCACAAAGUAUAAUAUCCCCCUCGUGUCAUACAAAAACCUCUCGGAAGAGGAGCACAACAGCAUCAUCCAGCGCAUGGUACUCGGGGACAUAGCCGAUCGGGACGCCAUCGUCGAAGCCCUGGAAACCAACAGGUAUAACCACAUCACAGCCACUUACUUCUUGCUUGCUGAAAGGAUCCUGAGGGAAAAGCAAGAGAAAGAAAUACAAACCAGAUCUGCAAGCCCUAGUAAUAUCAAGGCCCAGUUUAGGCAGUCAUGGCCGACCAAAAUUGAUGUACCCCAGGACCUUGAGGAUGAUCUUACAGCCACCCCUCUGUCCCAUGCAACUGUCCCUCAGUCUCCUGCUCGGGCCGCAGACAAUGUCCUCAAUGGCCACAGGAGCAAAGGCCUGUGUGACACAGCUAAGAAAGAUGACCUCUCCGAGCUGGCUGGCCCAGCGCUGUCCGCCGCGCCACCUGCAAGCUUGAAGCCCACGGCCAGUGGGAGGAAGUGUCUGUUCCGGGUGGAGGAGGACGAGGAGGAGGAGGAGGAGGACAGGAAGCCCGCCUCCCUCCCCGCUCAAGUGGUACUGCGCCGGAAGCCCUCUGUGACCAACCGGCUGACGUCAAGGAAGAGCGCGCCGGUCCUCAACCAGAUCUUUGAAGAGGGGGAAUCUGAUGACGAGUUCGACAUGGAUGAGAACCUGCCUCCCAAGCUGAGCCGGCUGAAGAUGAACAUCGCCUCCCCGGGCACGGUUCACAAGCGCUACCACAGGAGGAAAAGCCAGGGCCGGGGCUCCAGCUGCAGCAGCUCCGAGACUAGCGACGACGACUCUGAGAGCCGGCGGCGGCUGGACAAAGACGGUGGCUUCCCCUACCCCUGGCACCGCCGGGACGGCAGUGAGGGGCCCCCCGGCAGCGAGGGUGACGGUGGGGGCCAGGGCAAGCCGAGUGGCGGUGGCGGCCGUGCAGACGAGGCCAGCCCCGGCGAGAGUGGUGCCGGUGGUGGCAGCCCUCCCGGCGGCUCCGGGGGCGACCCCCCCGGCAGCUCGGGCACCACGCGCCGCUGCGCCGGCCCCGGGUCCUCCCCGCAGCUGGCCGCACGCAGUGCAGGCGAGCUCGUGGAGAGCCUCCGGCUCGUGGGCCUGUGUCUCGGCUCACAGCUCCACGGCCGCGCCACGUACAUUAUUGGCCCCCAGAAUGGCUUGUCAUUGUCCAGUGUGAAGGUCCAAGAGAAAUCUGCGUGGAAAAUGUGCGUCAGCUCCGUGGGCAGCGCGGGGCCGGCCCCUGCCAUGGGCAGCCUCAAGUUCUUCUCCGACCACGUGACAGAUGCCGCCUCCGACCUAGGCCGGGUGAAGAGCAGGAACCUGACCAACAACGUGCUGCAGCUGCCCCUGUGUGAGAAGACCAUCUCUGUGAACAUCCAGCGCAGCCCCAAGGACGGGCUGCUGUGCGCCUCCAGCCCGGCCAGCUGCUGCCACGUCAUCUGACUGCGCCCCCAGGGGCCUCUGCACUUCCUGCCCAGAGCGGCGCACACCGGCUCCCUUCACUGUUCCCCUCUCAGUUUUAACUUACAGUGGGCGCUAGGAGCAAUUAUUUAUUACAUUUUCAUUUGUUCGCCUGGUGAUGUGACAGUGCAUGGUCUUGUGCAUGCUGCUAGACACUGCUCUUCUCUUCCAGCCGAAAAGUCUAUGUAAAAUUUCUGCAUUUAUUUUUAAAGUGGAUGAUAAGGAUUAAAUUAAAAUAUAUUUGGAACCUAAUAUACAUGGAGCACUUAGAAAUUUGAUGUUCUGCACUUAACCUAGAGAGAGAAAAACAUGCUGUUUCCUUGUGAAAAAUCUAAAUUCCCGUCCUGACCUUCUGUGAUAUGGGGACUCCACGCUCUGAGGCACAUUCUGUGGUGUCUGAGACAGAACAAAAGCAAUAACGUCACGACGUAAGCAGGUCUGGAGCCUGCGAGCGUGUGCAUGCCCAGCCUUCCCGGGCCUGUGCAGAGCAGAGUACAGCGAGCAUCUGCACUGAGAGCCUCACCGCCGUUUCAGCGUACCCACACCUGUUUGUCUUAAGCUAUAGUGUGAUCUAUAGUGUGAAAAACAAUUCUGGGCUCUUAAAAUUUAACCGAAGAUUUUCUUGUUUUGUAAUAGAUGAGAUGAAGUACUUAAAUUUAUAAGGCAGCUUCCCCUGUAGUGGUUAAAUUCCAAGCAGACAAUCUUAUUUUGUAACUUGAUGAAGUGAACUGAUGAUAUGUUAACUCUACUUACAGAGUAUAUGCCUAUCUAACAGAACAAAAAGAUGCUCUAUGUAAAUUCCUUCCUAUAGGGCACACCCCAGGGUUUCCUUCAGAACCAUGUUGACACAUAAAACUAUAGGGCCGAUAUGGAAGCAAAGGUGCACAGAGAGGUUGGUGAAAUCAAAACCCCAUAAAUUAAAAAAAAAUUCCUGGGAUUUCAUUUUUAGGAGUUUGGUAAUUAGGUUGUCUCUUUUGUUAUUUCCAUUCUUCUACAUCCUUUAGCUGAGUUAGCUAUGAAAAUUGGCUAAUCAAAAAAUACACAUGAAAGGGUACAGCAAACAAAAGUGCACAAAGUCUGCUUUGUUAGUCUGCUUUGUUUUUUGUUUUUUGCUGGAGUGUUUUUUACUUUGUCUUCCUGCUAAAAUAAUAAUCAAAGAACUCUUGCUUUAAACUAUUCCUGUACAAAGACUGCUUUUGAUGAGGUAAUCAUCUUCUGCGGCAUUUUAUCUUAUAGGACACAGUACAUUGCAGAUUGCUGAUUUUGGAAGGGGCUAGAUGCUGCUUGCCUGGGGGUCUUAAAAGCUUAUCAACAUUGGUGAUUCAGUGUAGCCAGGCCCCCGGGGGCCUUCUCAUACUCCUCAGCCUCCUGUCGUGUCUCUGGAAUGGCAGCCACCGGGUCCUAGAGUGGGCAAAGCACCAAAGGACCUCAUUCCAUUGGUCACAGUUUCUCCAAGGACACACUGACUCUGCUACUUUAGGACUCAAAAUAUUUUACUCAGAACUCUGAAUUUCACAGUAUACCUACUAAACUAAGUAAAGAAAGUAAAAGACCUAGGCUAGAUAUGUUUAAGCUACCGCUCUAGUUCAUUGUGAUAUUUAUAAUUGAAAGCUAUGAGAAAAGAUGUGUGGGUGAAGCCAUAGAACAUAUUUGCUUGAAAUUCUUGAGCAGGGAUCUUAUAAAGGGCCAGAAAUAAAGAUGUGUGGUUCACACAAAUAGUGAGCGUAACAUCUGUAUUAAAUGUAGAGGAGAAGUUUAUAAAGGGCAUUGGCAAUAAACUCUUUGUUGCAGCUGUUUUCCAACUAAUGUAAAUACUUUUUCCUGUGAUUAUGUAUAGCCUUGGAAUGGCACCUUUUAACUAACCCGUAUGUGUUUGGUUUUCAAUGGUUUUUUAUAUUCAGAUGUAUAUAUGGUGCUCACUUUAGGAUCAGCAGUGUUGACCAUUAUGCUGCAUAGCUGUAUUAUAGCCUUAUUAGUUGUGUGUGGUUGGUUGACCCUCUGGGUAUACAGAUGUUAGUCUGAGUGGCGUCUUACUCAUUUGUUCACAAGUGAAUGAUUGUGCAUGUGUUGUAUGUCAUAGUAUGUCAUCACAUAAAAGGGAGGGAGCAAAUAACCAUUACAUUAAUAUUGGACCAAACUAUCUACUAGCUCUAAAACAGUUUCUUGUACCCCUUAACCUGUCUUCAGAAGUUGCAUAGAGGUGUAGUACUGUUAAAUAUUGUGGAAAAACAAUUAGUCUUGUAUUUGUAUGUAUGUGUAUGUACAUAUAUAUGUAUGUGUGUGUGUGUAUACACACACACACACAUACAUAUAUAAAAUUAAUGUACUUCUGGCAGUUCUAUCUAUAUUAAAAGAUGUGACAAUCUUGACACCGAUUCUAAGAAUAGCUGUGAGACUGAAUCAAAUUAAAGCUAUCCCUACCAAGUAAGAAUUGAUAUGUGUUAAGAGGGUACAGAAUUAUCAGCUGAUUUGGUCAGUUGCUUCCACUGCUGGUUGAUUUUUCUCAUUGUGUAAACAUUGACAAGUAUGUGACAAAUGGGGAAAAAAUCCAAAUAAAGUGGCAUAUUGGUGUUCAGCAAUAUAAACU
This is a messenger RNA of Manis javanica (Malayan pangolin), 5203 nucleotides long. RefSeq names its product SNF related kinase (gene SNRK). Gene Ontology annotation, molecular function: ATP binding; protein serine/threonine kinase activity. Gene Ontology annotation, cellular component: cytoplasm. Lineage: Eukaryota; Metazoa; Chordata; Mammalia; Pholidota; Manidae. Gene Ontology annotation, biological process: intracellular signal transduction; protein phosphorylation. The record is from RefSeq and is a predicted model, not a curated record.